Messenger RNA from Schistocerca gregaria, 2104 nucleotides. RefSeq lists its product as uncharacterized. Lineage: Eukaryota; Metazoa; Arthropoda; Insecta; Orthoptera; Acrididae. The record is from RefSeq and is a predicted model, not a curated record. Bases 154 to 1548 code for a protein of 464 amino acids. The transcript has 7 exons.
GCGUAUCUUUGUUGAUUUCCUGCCGCGCAUACGAAAUUUAAAUUGUGCGUCAAAUUCGAAAGAAAAAUAACCUGGCUGGUUGUUAGCUCUUGUUUUAUUUUAGUAUCUAACAAUAGCUUGGUUCUGAACUGUUCGUUUGUUAAGAGUGAAAUAAUGAAAGCUCACCGAGACUCUCAGCAGAGGCGACGAGUGUCUGUUGUCAGUUACAUCCACACGACAAGUGGUCGCCUUCGCAGACCACCCAGGGUGGAAAGACAUGCACCAGCUCGCCGCUGUAGCCCAAGCAGUGGAAGAGCUAAUCAACUUCUGCCAGCUGUACUCUCUCAAGAUGAUGUGGAGCCUGACGAACCUCGUGCAGUUAGUACCAGUAGAAGCUGUAGCUGCUCAAGUAUUUCCACAUACAGAAUGCGUGUGUCUGACAAAACAAGAUUGAGGCACUCUGUUGAAGCAGCUGCUUCAACAAACAAACGUACCAGGGAAACUCAAGCAUCAAACAUUAUACCUUCUGCAGAUUUGGCAGCAUGUUUGCCACCAGGGGAUCAACGCCCGUACGACAGCUCACGGUACGCCCCAAACGAUGCAGGGGAUGACGUGCUGAGCUACAGUGUCCUGCCUGCUGAAAUGCUGCCUUUUACUGCAGAAAGGCACCAAGCAUAUGACAAGUCUAAAUAUUAUGACACUACCCCCAGAGAAGUUCCUGUUUCGAGGAACCAGAUAGUGCUGCAGUUAAGGGAAGAAUUGGAGCAGUGGAGGAGGUCUCAGGCUAGCUCUGUUCAGUCACUUGAAGAGCGGUACCCUCAGUGGGCAGACUGGAGGGCUGAUAUCCUGCCACAGACAAGAAAGAAACGACCAUCGAGUGCACCAGAAGUUUGCACAAUGUUCAGAGAAGGCAGUGAGGAGGCAGAAGCGAACAAUGUUAAACAGAAGGAUGAAUUGGAAACACGACAUUCUGCUCAGGAAGUGGUCACGUCGCGCUCAGAGCCAUCUACCUCCCAGGGAUACUUGGGGGCCGGAUCAUCCAUGAUGGACUUACAUUUUCAGUACAGAAUUGGAGUAUCAACUAUCUCGUAUAUUAUACGAGACGUUUGCUCUGGCAUAUGGCGUAAAAUGAAGUCAAAAUGUUUUCCCGACCUCUCGAAAGAUCUAUGGCUUGCCUCAGCUGAAGGAUUCCAUAAGAGGGCCAACUUUCCUCAUUGUGUGGGUGCAGUGGACGGGAAGCACAUCAGAAUUGUAAAACCCACUUCCAGUGGUUCACUCUACUAUAAUUAUAAGAACUAUUUUUACAUUCUGUUGUUAGCUGUUUGUGAUUCGACGUACAAAUUCUUAUUUAUAGACGUUGGAGCACAUGGGAAAUCGUCCGACUCAACUGUGUUUCGUAAUACAGUGUUAAAUAAGAAACUACAAGAUGGUACGCUUGAUUUACCUGCACCAAAACAACUGUCAUUAUCGUUUGAAAGACCUAUGCCAUUCAUGUUAGUAGGAGAUGAAGGUUUCGGAUUGCCAAAAUUUAUUUUGCGCCCUUAUGGUGGAAAGUAUUUAGACAUUUAAAAAACGUGUGUUCAGCUAUAGACUGUGCAGAGCUAGAAGGUACAUCGAGUGUACUUUUGGAAUUCUUGCAAACAAGUGGCGCAUUUUCUAUCGACCACUGGAUGUUAAAUUAGAUUUGGCAGAGUCUAUUGUGAAGACAUGUUGCCUCGUCCAUAACUUUGUGCGUGAUCGUGAUGGAAUACAGUUUCAGGAUAUGUUAACUAUUCAGGGAUUGCAGGACAUGUCACCUUGCUUGGUCCGUGGAGGAAAUAUUGCGAACGGUAUCAGAGAAGAUUUCGCAAAGUACUUCAUCAGCCCUGAAGGCGAAGUGCCAUGGCAGCUGCAAAAAAUCUAAGUGCUAGAAAUGUUAUGUGAACAUUAAUGUCGUUAGGCCUAAAUGUUCACUGGAAUUGUAUUUGAAAUGUGCAGUGUUCAAUUAUUACCAUGUUAACUGUAAGAAACCAUACUGUUGCGUUCACUGAACUGAUUAAAACCUGCAAUUAAAAUUAUAAUUACAAUCCACUUGUUUGUAUUACAGUUGUGAGUACCUAACUGAACAGAACCCAAGCACGAGCAC